Molecule: messenger RNA, 1425 nt
Organism: Auanema sp. JU1783
Lineage: Eukaryota; Metazoa; Nematoda; Chromadorea; Rhabditida; Rhabditidae
Source: the annotation of a GenBank genome assembly
AUGGGAAUCAAAUUUCUUGAAUUUGUCAAGCCGUUUUGCGGCUGGGUACCAGAGGUAUCCAAGCCCGAACGUAAAAUUCAAUUCAGAGAGAAGAUGCUCUGGACAGCUAUAACUCUCUUUGUUUUCCUUGUCUGCUGUCAAAUUCCUCUUUUCGGAAUUAUGUCCACUGAUUCUGCUGAUCCAUUCUACUGGUUGAGAGUAAUUCUUGCUUCUAACAGAGGAACCCUUAUGGAGUUGGGUAUUUCUCCCAUUGUUACUUCUGGUCUUAUCAUGCAGCUCCUGGCUGGUGCUAAGAUCAUUGAAGUUGGAGACACUCCCAAGGAUCGCGCUCUCUUCAACGGAGCUCAAAAACUCUUUGGUAUGGUCAUCACUAUCGGUCAAGCUAUUGUCUACGUCAUGUCUGGACUUUACGGAGAUCCAGCUGAAAUCGGAGCCGGAAUCUGCCUUCUCAUCGUCGUUCAACUUGUUAUUGCUGGACUCAUUGUUCUUCUUCUGGAUGAACUUCUUCAGAAAGGUUAUGGUCUUGGAUCUGGUAUUUCUCUUUUCAUCGCAACCAACAUUUGCGAGACCAUCGUCUGGAAGGCUUUCUCUCCAGCGACUAUGAACACCGGUAGAGGAACUGAGUUCGAAGGAGCUGUCAUAGCAUUGUUCCAUCUUCUCGCUACCCGUUCCGACAAGAUCAGAGCUCUUAGAGAGGCUUUCUACAGACAGAACCUUCCCAAUCUCAUGAACUUGAUGGCUACCGUUCUCGUCUUUGCCGUUGUCAUUUACUUCCAAGGAUUCCGCGUUGACCUUCCAAUCAAGUCUGCCAAGUUCCGUGGACAGUACAGCUCAUACCCAAUCAAGCUCUUCUACACCUCUAACAUUCCUAUCAUCCUUCAAUCUGCUCUCGUUUCUAACCUUUACGUUAUCUCUCAGAUGCUCGCCGCCAAGUUCGGAGGAAACUUCCUCGUUAACAUUCUCGGAACCUGGUCUGAUGCUUCCGGAAGCUACCGCAGUUACCCAACUGGAGGUCUCUGCUACUACCUCUCACCACCCGAUACUCUUGCUCACAUUCUUGAAGACCCUAUUCACUGCAUCGUUUACAUCGUCUUCAUGCUCGGAUCCUGCGCAUUCUUCUCCAAGACCUGGAUCGAUGUAUCUGGAUCAUCCGCUAAGGAUGUCGCCAAGCAGCUCAAGGAACAACAAAUGACCAUGCGUGGACACAGAGAAAACUCUAUGGUCCAUGAGCUCAACAGAUACAUUCCAACUGCUGCUGCUUUCGGUGGUCUCUGCAUCGGAGCUCUUUCUGUCACAGCCGACUUCAUGGGUGCUAUUGGUUCCGGAACUGGAAUCUUGUUGGCUGUUACCAUCAUCUACCAAUACUUCGAGAUCUUUGUAAAGGAGCAACAAGAAAUGGGAGGAGUAGCUGCCAUGUUCUUCUAA